AUGCGCCUUCUACAAUCCAAAGGUCACGACUCCUUCAGCCUCACCGACUUUACCGGCUUUGAUAUUCCCAGCUAUGCUAUACUCUCGCAUACCUGGGGAGUCGAUGGUGAAGAAGUCACCUUCGAAGACUUAAGACACGAUACAGGCAGAAGCAAAGCUGGGUACGAAAAGAUCAAGUUCUGUGCAAAACAGGCUGCGAGCGAUGGAUUGCAAUAUUUCUGGGUGGAUACUUGUUGUAUCGACAAAUCUAGCCUUGUUGAGCUCCAGCACGCGAUCAACUCUAUGUUCAAAUGGUACCAGGAUGCAGCCAGGUGCUACGUGUACUUGCCCGAUGUACACACUAUUGAGGAUGACUACGAAGCUUUUCGGACAAGUCGAUGGUUUACUCGAGGCUGGACGCUCCAAGAACUUAUUGCUCCCACAUCAGUCGAGUUCUUCUCUAAACAGUGCUACCGACUUGGUGACAAGAAGUCACUAAAUCAACAAAUCCACGAGAUAACCAGGAUCCCUAUUUCAGUUCUUCGAGGAAGCCCUCUGUCUCAGUUUACAAUUGAUGAACGAAUGUCGUGGGUCGAGCAUCGUGAGACCAAAUAUGAAGAAGAUAAGGUAUACUCUCUUCAAGGCAUUUUUGACGUCUAUAUACCGCUCAUCUAUGGCGAAGGACGGGAGAGGGCGUUGGUCCGGCUUCAGAGGGAGAUCCAGGGCUAUUCGAAAGCAUUGAGCCGGGCAGAAGAUCUACCCACUCCUUCGUCUACCGUCCCUUUCCGACGCGAUCCGAAUUUUGUUGACCGUGGAACGAUCCUGGACGAUAUCAAGCAGAAGUGUGAAGUUUCAAAUUCGAGGACAGCGCUUCUUGGACUAGGUGGCAUUGGAAAGUCGCAGCUUGCUAUCGAAUACGCCUACAGAGUCAGGGACCAGGCACCCGAGACAUGGAUCUUCUGGGUGCACGCGAGUAAUGCUGGUCGGUUUGAACAAAGCUAUCGGAACAUUGCAGAUAAAGUGAAGAUCCCGGGUCGAGAUGAUCCGAAGGCGAAUAUCGUGAAACUUGUCUACGACUGGCUUCAGAACGAAAAUAAGCAGAAAUGGUUCCUCAUCCUAGACAACUUUGACGACGCCACUUUUCUUGUUCAGGCUCAGGGCACUAGCGUUGCAGCACAAAGUAGCAGCCGCAUUGCUACAAGCUCGCAACCCCUCUCAAACUACCUUCCCCAGGCGGAGAAUGGGUCGAUACUCAUCACUACACGAAAAAGAGACGCAGCCCUAACCUUGCUAGAAGAAAGCGACAUCCUCACCGUUGGUCCGAUGGACACAAAAGACGCUGAAUUACUGUUCACAAAAUCGAUACAGGUAAGAGAGAAUAGUAAAGACGUUGCUCAUCUUGUAGCAUUGCUUGAGCUUAUACCGCUCGCUAUCGUCCAAGCGGCAGCAUACAUCAAUCAGAUGGCGCCACGAUAUUCAGCACGGCAAUAUAUCGAAAAGUUUCAAAAAAGUGAUAAAGACAAGACGAGUCUACUUAACUAUGAAGGCGGACAUCUCCGUAGGGACUGGGAGGCCAAUAACUCUAUACUGAUAACUUGGCAACUGUCAUUCGAACAUGUGCGUCAGACACGGCCAUCCGCAGCCAAUCUGCUCUCACUUAUGAGCUUCUUUGACCGACAAGGAAUUCCCGAGUUUCUGGUUCAUAGCCUAGACACAGUAGAAGAAAAGGACAAAAGCCACGUAAUUUUCGACAGAAAUAAUGGAGAUGACCAGGAUACCUCGUAUUUAGGAUCAGACUUUGAGAGUGAAGAUCAGUUUGAGAGUGAAGAUCAGUUUGAGAGUGAUAUCCUGACGUUACGAAACUAUUCUUUCAUCUCUACCAGCGUGGAUAGUGCCACAUUCGAAAUGCAUGGACUAGUACAGUUAGCGACCCGAAGAUGGCUUCAGAAGUACGGCCAGUAUGAGAGUUGGAAGCAAAAGUAUAUAAAGAAACUCUCUGAGGAAUUUCCAUUUGGAGAGCAAGAAAAUUGGUCAAAAUGCUUGUCUCUCUUCCCACACGCAAAAGGGGCGAUAACACAGAAGCCAAAAAGAAACGAUUCGAUCGAAGAAUGGGCUAUGUUACUAUACAAUGCGGCAUGGUAUGCCUGGAGGAGAGGUAAUAUCGCUGAUGCAGAGACGUUCUCCGUGAAAUCAAUGACGGCCAGAACUAAGUUGUUUGGUGUGGGCAAUGCAAAAACGCUAAGGAGCAUAGGCAUGGUAGGCCUAGUGUACAACCUUGGGGGACGCUGGAAGGAGGCCGAGGACUUGGGGGUGCAAGUGAUGGAGAAUAGUUUAAGCGUGUUGGGCCAGGAGCAUCCAGACACGCUGGCUAGCAUGGCCAACCUGGCUUCGACAUACUGGAACCAAGGACGUUGGAAGGAAGCCGAGGACUUGGAGGUGCAGGUGAUGGAAACGAGUUUGAGUGUGUUAGGCCAGGAGCAUCCAGACACGCUGACUAGCAUGGCCAGUCUGGCUGCGACAUACCGGAAUCAAGGACGUUGGAAGGAGGCCGAGGACUUGGAGGUCCAGGUAAUGGAGACGAGUUUGAGAGUGUUGGGCCAGGAGCAUCCCUCUACGCUAUACAGCAUGGCUAACCUAGCUUCGACAUACCGGCUUCAAGGACGUUGGAAGGAGGCCGAAGACUUGUUUAUUCCAGUAUUAGAGACGAGAGCGAGAGUGCUAGGCCCCGAGCAUCUAGAUACACUGACCAGCAUAGCUAACCUAGCUUCGACAUACUGGAAUCAAGGACGUUGGAAGGAGGCCGAAGACUUGGAGGUGCAGGUGAUGGAGACGAGAAAGGGAGUGCUAGGCCAGGGACAUCCCUCCACGCUGAAUAGCAUGUCCAACCUAGCUUCGACAUACUGGAAUCAAGGACGUUGGAAGGAGGCCGAAGACUUGCUUGUACAAGUAUUAGAGACGAGAGCGAGUGUGUUGGGCCAGGAGCAUCCCUCCACGCUGACCAGUAUGAAUAACCUCGCCUUCGUAUGGCAAAGCCAAGGUAAAAACAAAGAAGCAUUAGCACUAAUGGAGGGAUGUGUUACAUAUCAGACGAGCUGCCUCGGCCUAAAUCAUCCCCAUACGCAAUCUUCAAUUAUGGCUCUUCAUCAGUGGCGUGAAGAAAGCGCCGGGCAACAGUAA
Venustampulla echinocandica is the source of this 3156-nucleotide messenger RNA. RefSeq lists its product as uncharacterized. The record is from RefSeq and is a predicted model, not a curated record. Gene Ontology annotation, cellular component: kinesin complex. The transcript has 3 exons. Gene Ontology annotation, molecular function: identical protein binding. Lineage: Eukaryota; Fungi; Ascomycota; Leotiomycetes; Helotiales; Pleuroascaceae. Bases 1 to 3156 code for a protein of 1051 amino acids.